GUGAGGAGCAGCAGAAGUUGAACACAGAGAUCCCGAAGCCGAGCUCAGUCAGAGGGGCAGACAGCGAGAGGGCGCAUCCAGGGCGGCCCUUUGCUGGACUGGGGGGGCUUCUUAUCAUAAAUACACAUGUGGAAACUGUUUAGCCGCAUCAUAGGUCAUGUGUAGAUAACAGAUAUUUUAGAAAAGCAUACAAACGCGGCUCUGCUAUUACCAAAAUGCCUAUUUUACUUUUCCUGUUAGACACGUCCGCCUCUAUGAAUCAGCGCACUUAUUUGGGCACGACGUAUCUGGACAUUGCUAAAGGCGCGGUUGAGGUCUUUAUGAAGCUGCGUGCCCGAGACCCGGCUAGUAGAGGCGACAGGUACAUGCUAGUUACAUUCGAUGAUCCCCCGUACGGAGUGAAGGCGGGUUGGAAGGAGAACCACGCGACGUUCAUGUGUGAGCUGAAGAACCUGCAGGCAUCUGGGCUCACGACUCUGGGACAUGCCCUCCGCACAGCCUUUGACCUCCUCAACCUCAACCGCCUCGUGUCCGGCAUCGACAACUAUGGACAGGGCCGUAACCCGUUCUUCCUGGAGCCGUCCAUCAUCAUCACCAUCACUGAUGGCAACAAGCUCACCCAUAGCUCCGGGGUCCCAGAUGAGUUGCACCUGCCCCUGCACUCCCCCCUGGCAGGCAGUGAGUUGACCAAAGAACCUUUCCGAUGGGACCAGCGCCUGUUUGCUCUGGUGCUGCGGUUGCCGGGGGCAGCAGCUCCGGACUCGGAGCAGCUUGGGAGUGUGCCCAAUGACGACUCCGCCAUCACGCAGAUGUGUGAAGUCACUGGAGGGCGCUCGUACUCUGUGCUCACUCAGAGGAUGUUGAACCAGUGUCUGGAGUCUCUGGUGCAAAAGGUUCAGAGCGGAGUUGUCAUCAACUUUGAGAAAACUGGACCUGACCCACCACCACUUGGAGAAGAAAACUCUGUGGACAGUCGGCCGGUGUCGUCCUUUGCCCCUCAGCCUUGGCACAGCUGUCACAAACUCAUCUACGUCCGACCAAACCCAAAGACAGGGGUCCCAGUCGGACACUGGCCCAUCCCAGAGUCCUUUUGGCCUGACCAGAACUCCCCCACUCUGCCCCCUCGCACUGCUCAUCCCGUAGUCCGGUUCUCGUGUGUGGACUGUGAGCCAAUGGUGAUCGACAAACUGCCCUUUGACAAGUACGAAUUGGAGCCGUCUCCUCUGACCCAGUAUGUCCUGGAGAGGAAGUCCCCGCACAUGUGCUGGCAGGUUUUCGUGGGCAGCAGUAGUAAACAGAGUGACCUGGGACAUCCAUUUGGUUACCUCAAAGCCAGCACCACUCUCACCUGUGUUAACCUGUUUGUCAUGCCUUACAACUACCCUGUUCUCCUCCCACUGCUGGAUGACCUCUUCAAAGUGCACAAAUUAAAGCCAAACCUAAAAUGGCGUCAGGCCUUUGAGAUGUAUCUGAAGACCAUGCCUCCGUACUAUCUCCUGCCAUUGAAAAAGGCCAUGCGGAUGAUGGGAGCUCCGAACCUCAUUGCUGAUAACUUGGACUGUGGCCUGAGCUAUAGUGUCAUCUCUUAUCUGAAGAAACUCAGCCAACAGGCCAAGAUGGAGUCGGACCGUCUGAUUGUGUCUGUGGGGAAGAAGGCUCCUCAGGAAACAAGGAUAAAAGUGAAGAACCACUCCAGCGCUCUGUCUCUGGCUCAUCGACGCGACUUUAAACAGCUACUGCAGGGCAUCACGGGAGAGGGCCCCCUACGGGUCAACGACAUCAACUUCAAGGAGUUUGCAGGCUUUCAGAUUGGACUGUUGAACAAGGAUGUAAAGCCACAAGCAUACAGAAAUGCUUAUGACAUCCCAAGGAGAAAUCUGUUGGACCAACUCACCCGAAUGAGAUCAAAUCUGCUGCGGACCUCACAGAAACUAAUCAGGGGCCAAGACGAAGACUACCUGCACACUAUUCCAGUGGCUCAGAUGGGGAACUAUCAGGAAUAUUUGAAAAUGAUGCCAUCUCCACUUAGAGAGAUCGACCCUGACCAACCCAAACGACUGCAUACCUUUGGGAACCCCUUUAAACAGGACAAGAAGGGCAUGAUGAUUGACGAGGCAGAUGAGUUUGUGGCAGGUCCUCAGAAUAAAAAGCGCGUGAACUCCGGAGACUCGAUGUCAUCCUCUGUGAAAAGGAGGCGGAGCAUGUCGCCGUUACUACGGAGACCACUCAGUCCAAUAGGGAACACAAACCACAUCAAGAGCCCGGCACAGAACCACAACAAACCAGCUCCACCACACAAAGACAAUGGCAACAGCGUCCCAGAGAGCAACGGUGAGGUGGGCCCUGAGUGUGGAGAGGUCUGGUCCAAUGAUAUAGAGUCAAAUGUGGGAGAUAAGAUCUCACCAAGUCCAGAAACCAAACCAGGACAAGGGACUACUGUAGACCAAGAUGACCCAGAAGUGCCCAUGGCAGAGGAGAGGGCAGAGGAAGAGGAGAGCGUGGAAGAGCAGAUGAAGGAGGAGAAAUAUAACUGUGACAGACUGAGUCCACAAAGUAACACGGAGAGCUCAGAGACAGAACCAGAGACACUGCAGACGGUCUAUAUCCCUCCUCUGGAUGGGACCCAGGCCGAACUCAGAAGCAGGGUCAUCAAGGAAGUACGAAAACCAGGGAGAAAUUAUGAGGCAAUAAUGCGGUUACUGCACGAGGUCAAAGGUCCUGUGAACGUCCAGAAAUAUUUCCUCCUUCACGCCAUAAAAGAGGCUGCUAGGUUUAAGAAGCGUGUCCUGAUUCAGCAGUUGGAGCAGGUUUUAUCUGAGUUUGAGGCUCCACUGUCAAACUCUGUCCCAUCGCCCCCUUUCCCAAAUGAAAAUAAUGGAAAAUUGUGACAUAAACCACGCCCUCUGGAAUAGUUAGGAACAGUAGUAUUUAGUUAAAAAUACGUCAUUGGCGGAGCGAAUGGGACAGGAGCGUUAAAUGGACAAUUGCGCUGACCCAACUGCUUCUCUGCUCGGUUGCAUUACGUGGAAUGUCCAGGGUUUAUACAAGAGAGACUUUAAAUAUUGAGGGUUGGGAACCUAAAAGAGGCAAGUGACAUUAAGGUAAAUUGAUGUGCUAAUAAUAAUAACCCUCCCUUAAAAAUGUAGUCAUAACAGUUUUAAGGUAAAAACACUGCCAAAAAUAAAGUCGCCACCUGGAUUUAAGAAAAUAGGUUGGGGUUGCCGCAGUUGGUCAGGUCUAGGUUCAGCAACAGUCUGUGCUCAAAGAAUGAGGUCAGCAGACACCUGAAUAUACUGAAUGACCAUGUUAUUCCAAUGGAUUUUUUCUUCCCUGAGAGGACGUGCAUAUUCCAAGAUGACAAUGCCAGGAUUUAUCGGGCUCAAAUUGUGAAAGAGUGGUUUAGGGAGCAUGAGACAUCAUUUUCACACAUGGAUUGUCCACCACAGACUCCAGACCUUAACCCUGUUGAGAAUCUUUGGGAUGUGCUAGAGAAAGCUUUGCGCAGUGGUCAGACUCUACCAUCAUCAAUGCAAAUUAUUGGUGACAAAUUAAUGCAACAUUGGAUGGAAAUAAAUCUUGUGGCAUUGCAGAAGCUUAUCGAAACAAUGCCACAGCAAAUGUGUACUGUAAUCAAAGCUAAAGUUGGUCCAACAAAAUAUUAGUAUGUGACCUUGUUUUUGGUGGCGACCUUUUUUUGGCCAGACAGUGUACUUUAAGCUAUGUAAGAAAUUGAAUGAAACUUGUCUCUAUGGAGAUAUUAUAGCUUUACAGUAUGGCAUUAAACUUAACUAAGCCACAACCAGGCCAAGAUACAGGUCAGAUCUGCAGAUAGGUGGCCCUAGGAUUUUUAAGCAAUAAAAAAUAUCUGCUAUUGAAUAUAUUGAUAUGUUUAAGGUAAUUUUGUAGAACAUUCCAAAGCAAUAUUAUCUCCAUGGAGACUAGGAAGUAAUCAAUACCCCACUAGAAAAAUUACAUGCCUGUUCCUAGGUCUAAGUCUAGGGUCUGUCUUUGACCAACAACAAAACUCAAAUAUAUUUAUUGCUUGCUGUCAUUUGAUAAUAUUAUUUACUGGUUUAUCUUAUAUUACCUAAAAUGUCACUUGCGCUCUUUAGAUUCCCAGAACUCUUCAUAUCAACCAUAAACUGUAUCAACACGCCUUAAAACAUCUGGCUUUAUCAGAAUUUAAAUCUGAAAUGAAGACACACUCCAGUUUGGUUCAAAAGGACAACAGUUCUCCAGUUAAAAGAGUGAAGAAUAUUUAAAACAGAAAACAGCAUUCUGUAUUUAUUUUAAAACGGGCCAUUCUUCAGCCGGUCUGAGAAAAGUUAGUGGUCCAACUCAUUCACAAAUAAAGAAAUAAUAUUUUUAAAUGUCAAUAGGGAUACACUGAUGUAUCAUCCUUGCAAAAUUUGAUUUUUAAUCGAAUAAUAGCAUAGAUAAAGAAUAACAGUUUAGUUGCAAAGCACAUUUAAUUGGAUACUCUAAAAUUAUACUCAUUAUUUUUCCCUUUGUUUUUUGCAUCACCACAACUAAUCUAUGCCAGAUGCCCUCCAAUUUGUAACUGGCCACAUAUACAAGUCCAUCCAUCCAUUUUCUUCUGCUUAUCUAGGGCAGCAGUCUAAACAGGGACUCUCAAACUUGUCUCACCCUGGGCACUUUUUAAGUACAAUACUUUCAGAUGUUAAUCCUUCAAUCAGGUGCUUCUGUCUUGGAUUCUGGUUGCUGCUGCACUGCUUCUGACAGGUUUAAGCCCAUUUCUGCUGAGGAAUAGGUUACAUGCACAGAGCUUAUUUUUCAAUGGGAUCAAUAAGCUUUAAAUCAGUUUAGACAUUACAGCACUUACUGUAUCUACAUAGGCAUCAGUGGAUCUCUAUUGUUAAUCGAAAUUGUCUAUGGACCAGUGUUAUAGUAUAUGAAACUCCCCCAAACACUCCAGUAAUAAUCUUCAGUUUAGAGUCCAAUCUACUGUUUAUUCUCUGCUACAUUUCUCAUAAACCCAGGCAUUUUUACAACUGAUGUACACAACUUUUUCAUGUUCAAAUGGAGAAAUAGAUCAUAUUUUUGUCAAUCCAGAGACUAAGGAAUAUUUUGAGAGUAAAAUAUUAAUGAUACUUUUGUAAAAUGUUACAUGUGUAAAAGUUGGAAGUUUUAUGAGAAUAUGUUUUGUAAUAAAACUGAAAAAAGA
Periophthalmus magnuspinnatus is the source of this 5185-nucleotide messenger RNA. It is a transcript of the gene ints6l, whose product is annotated as integrator complex subunit 6 like. The coding region runs from base 216 to 2888 and encodes 890 amino acids. Gene Ontology annotation, biological process: snRNA 3'-end processing. NCBI's taxonomy places the organism in Eukaryota, Metazoa, Chordata, Actinopteri, Gobiiformes, Gobiidae. The record is from RefSeq and is a predicted model, not a curated record. The transcript has 18 exons. Gene Ontology annotation, cellular component: integrator complex.